Arabidopsis lyrata subsp. lyrata is the source of this 502-nucleotide messenger RNA. RefSeq names its product putative defensin-like protein 40. The transcript is spliced from 2 exons. The record is from RefSeq and is a predicted model, not a curated record. Bases 64 to 351 code for a protein of 95 amino acids. Lineage: Eukaryota; Viridiplantae; Streptophyta; Magnoliopsida; Brassicales; Brassicaceae.
CUGAGGUGAUUUAUACACAUAAACUAUUUCAUCUAAAUAAAAGAAGCAGAAAGAUAAAGAAAAAUGGCCAGGAUUGCAAAUGGUGUUGGAAUCGUUGGUCUUUUAAUAAUUUUCAUGUUGAUUUGGGGAGGAAUGCCAAAAGGAAAUGCUAAACAUUAUGAUCCUUAUUGUCGGAAGAUACCCAGCGUAUUAGCGGCACCUGGGAACUGCUUUAAAAAAAAUGGUAACGCAUUAUGUAAAGAGUCUUGCGUCAAUGAAAAAUUUCUGCAUGGCGCAUGUCUACAUCUACCGAAGCCACAGUCAAAACUCACAUGCCACUGCUGGCUUAAGGAUGCUAAAUUUUGUCCUUAAGCCUAAUCCUUCCAAACCUCGCGUCAAUAUAUUGAUACUAAGGGGAAUCUCAUCAACUUGCAUGCUUCUUAAUAUCGAUAACUGUAUUUUCUGUUUUGUUUUUUUAAUGAAUUGAAUAAUUCACUAUAAUAAAAAGGUGUUUUGCAUCUUA